This is a messenger RNA of Amphimedon queenslandica, 300 nucleotides long. RefSeq lists its product as uncharacterized. The transcript is spliced from 4 exons. The record is from RefSeq and is a predicted model, not a curated record. The annotation marks the transcript as partial. Lineage: Eukaryota; Metazoa; Porifera; Demospongiae; Haplosclerida; Niphatidae.
UCAAUGUCACCGCAUGAAAUGCAUGAGUAUGAUGUUGAGAUGUUAACUGAUGAGCCAUCAAUGUCCUCACGAUGGCCUGAAAGGAAACAGUUGUCAACAUUCUCAACAAGUUACUAUGAUGAUGAAAUGUCAGCUGAACUAUCAAUGCCCUCAUUACAGCCAGAAAGGAAACAAUUGUCAACAAGUCGCUAUGAUGAUGAGAUUUCAGCUGAGCCAUUAAUGCCCUCAUCAUGGUCAGAAAGGAAUCCAUUGUCAACAUUCUCCACAAGUCACUAUGAUGAUGAAAUGUCAGCUGAGCUG